ACGAGAAGCACUCUAUGUCCCGACUGACACAACCCAAAGAAGAAAGAAGGAUAAUCAACACAAUGGCACCUCACGCCGACAUUUCCGAAAUUGCUCUCGAGAGCGUCCCAGAGCGCAAUGGCUCCAGAUUCAAAACACACCUCCAGUCAACACCACAGAACGACGUGCACGAUGUAGUCUGCAUUGGCUUCGGUCCUGCCUCGCUGGCAAUCGCAGUUGCCCUCCACGAUGCGACCAAGCAGACGGGCAAGCAGCCACCACAACUCAGAACACAACCCAAGGUCGCCUUCCUCGAGAAGCAAGAGACGUUCGCAUGGCACGCUGGCAUGCAGAUUCCUGGUGCCAAGAUGCAAAUCUCGUUCAUCAAGGACAUGGCCACCAUGCGCAACCCUCGCAGCGAGUUCACCUUCCUCAACUACCUGCACGAGAACGACCGCCUGGUGCAGUUCACCAACCUCAGCACUUUCCUGCCUCGGCGCAUUGAGUUCGAGGACUAUCUCCGCUGGUGUGCCGGCUGGUUCCAGAACCUGGUUUCAUAUGGUCAAGAGGUGGUCGAUAUCUCGCCUGACACGCAGGCCAAGAGUGCAGAGGGUGUGACAACAUGGACAAUCACAUCUCGCAAUCUUCACACCAACGAACUCAGCUUCCGCCGCACGAAACGCGUUGUCGUUGCUGUUGGAGGCCACCCAAGAAUCCCAGAGGCUUUCCCUCAACACCACCCCCGUGUCCUCCACUCGUCGCAAUACUGGACUCUCUCGUCCCGCAUCUUCCGCGACCGCAGUGCUCCUCUCAAAAUCGCCGUCAUUGGCUCUGGUCAAUCCGCUGCCGAGAUCUUCAUGAACUUGCCCAGCCAAUUCCCCAACUCCAAAGCCUACCUCAUGAUCAGAGGCGCUGCCCUCAGACCUUCGGAUGACUCGCCUUUCGUCAACGAAGUCUUCGACCCCGAGCGUACUAAUGACACCUUCAGUCAAGAUCCUGAGAUCCGUGCCGCAGCCAUCAAGAUGGACAAGGCCACCAACUACGGUGUCGUUCGUCUCGAGCUGCUGGAGCACAUGUAUGAUGUCCUCUACACACAACGCCUCAACCACGGCGAUGAUGAGGAGAACUGGCCCCAACGCCUGCUUAACUACCGCGAAGUCGAGAGUGUGACCGAAUUGCCCGACGACCGUGUGCGACUCCACAUCAGAAACGAUACCUCGAAGCACAGAUGUCGCAAGAGCUCUACGAAAGAGACUCUGGAUGUGGAUCUGGUCAUGAUCGCCAGCGGAUACAGAAGAGAUCACCACGAGCAGUUGUUGUCCAAGGUCAGACCCAUGAUGCCCGGUGGGGACAAGCCUGGUCAGAAGUGGACCGUCAACCGCGAAUACAAGGUCGAGUUUGAGCAGGGCACUGUCGCAAAGGACUCUGGUGUCUGGUUGCAGGGAUGUAACGAGAGUACCCACGGUUUGAGCGACUCUCUCCUAUCUGUCCUUGCCAUCCGUGGCGGCGAGAUGGUUCAGUCCAUGUUCGGCGACCAG
Messenger RNA from Aureobasidium musti, 1517 nucleotides. The record is from the annotation of a GenBank genome assembly. NCBI's taxonomy places the organism in Eukaryota, Fungi, Ascomycota, Dothideomycetes, Dothideales, Saccotheciaceae.